ACAUGGGGUAUGGACUAUCCAUCUUCUAUUAUUCGUACAUGUAAAUAUACCAGGAUCCUCUUUAGCAUAUGCACAGCGAUACACAUCAGCGCUACAUGAGGCCAUUAUAGGAUGGUGUACAAAACAUUAUAGAACACAUUUUGAUUAAUUCAUUCAAAAUGGUUGUUAGAGGCUUUGUUUAUAUAUCAUUCUUUAUAGCGCAGUGUAUAGCACAACAAUCACAACCAUUCACCGGCCGUGGAGAUAGCCCUCCAGUCAAUGGUAGUGUAGAAAUAUGGACGAGUGUCUUCUUGCACCGGCUACUUGCUGUAGAUCAAACUAACUACCUACACACUCAUGUACUGUAUAUAAUAUUCAAUUGGUAUGACCCGCGUGUGCUGGAACAAGUGCAAAAUGCCACAGCUGAACGCCCCGGUGACCUCUGUGGUUUCAAGUGUCAAACGGGCAGUACGCUGUGCUGUGAUACAAUCUGGCUGCCGGGGAUCGAUUUACAAAACGUAUACGA
Molecule: messenger RNA, 505 nt
Organism: Sphaeroforma arctica JP610
Lineage: Eukaryota; Ichthyosporea; Ichthyophonida
Exons: 1
Biological process (GO): monoatomic ion transport
Cellular component (GO): membrane
Molecular function (GO): extracellular ligand-gated monoatomic ion channel activity
Source: RefSeq, a predicted model, not a curated record